This is a messenger RNA of Oppia nitens, 2268 nucleotides long. RefSeq names its product serine/threonine-protein kinase Nek9-like. Gene Ontology annotation, biological process: protein phosphorylation. NCBI's taxonomy places the organism in Eukaryota, Metazoa, Arthropoda, Arachnida, Sarcoptiformes, Oppiidae. Gene Ontology annotation, molecular function: protein kinase activity; ATP binding. The transcript is spliced from 6 exons. Bases 1 to 2268 code for a protein of 755 amino acids. The record is from RefSeq and is a predicted model, not a curated record.
AUGAGUCUGAAAGAGGCCAUCAAAUUAAAAGCACGAGUAUUUGAUAGACAAUUGGAUGAACCCAUGGAUUGUAUGGAGUAUUACAUUACGUGUGAAAUACUAUUAGAAGUGUUAGAAUGUGUCCGAUAUUUGCAUGAAUUGAAUCCACCGGUCAUUCAUCGCGAUCUCAAACCCGACAACAUAUUGAUAGCCAAUGACAUCAUAAACGGACGGUUCGUUAAGUUAUGUGAUUUGGGAUUAAUAACAAUUCAAGAAAAGUUGUCACAAACUAAUACGGCUGGUGUGGGAACUCCUUGUUUUAUGGCACCUGAAGUCAUAUUUGGUCGCAAAUAUAACACAAAAGCUGAUAUCUAUAGCAUUGGAGCUACAAUUGAAAGGCUAUUUGAUAUUGAUAUCAAUGAAUCACGUGAUAAAUAUAUAUCCAGUGAUUGGAGUAAUAAAUAUAAUAAAUUGUUUGACAUUACAAUCAGUGCAACAAAAACUUUAUACGCAGAGAGACCUACCUGUGAUCAGAUCAUUGAACAGUACAAUGAAUGGGCUAUCGAUAGCACAGUUGUUACAAAUGAUGUCGAGUUUAAUGAAAAACUCCAACAAAUCAAACACAAGGAAUGGAAACUCCAAUUAACUCCUAAUUAUUGGAUCAAAAGUAUAGAUAAGUUUUAUGUGUUUAACGACUAUUUGGGGUUUAAUAUGAUGUUUGUUACUACCGAUGAUCGGGUCUAUGGAUUGGGUGCUAAUGUCAACGGAUCACUGGGUUUGGGACACAACCAGUGGGUGAGUGAACCACAAGAGAUCAUAGAGUUGUCAAAUAAAAAGUGUAUUAAAUUCAUAAACGGAAGUGAAUUCAUUGUUUGUUUGACUCGUGAUAAUUGUGUGUAUAGUUGUGGUAAUGAUAGAUAUGGACAGUUAGGUCAGGGAAGUGAAGAUAAUAAUUAUAAGAAACCUAUGAUUAUACAAAUCAAUGACAACAAUGAUUUGAUAAGUGAUGUGAGUUGUGGUUCAUAUCACACAUUAGUUUUAACCGAUAAUAAUGAAGUGUAUGGUUUGGGUCGCAAUGAUUUCGGACAAAUCGGUAGCCGAGACACCACUUGUGAAUCAAUUACUAAACCGGAAAAAAUAAAAUUUAAUGAAAAUUAUUGUAUAAAAUCUGUUCACUGUUUUUCUAACUCAUCGUUUGCAUUGACAAGUGAUGGACAGGUGUUUAGUUGGGGUGAAAAUAGUAGCAAUCAAUUGGGACUCAAAAGCAAUAAUCUGAUGAUAUGUAGACCACAAUUGAUAUGUAAUUUAUUGGGUAUUACAUCCAUACAAUCGGGUGCAGGAAAUACAUAUUUCAGUAGUGAUUAUAAUAAUAAAGUGUAUAUUUGUGGUGAAUAUUACAAUGAAAAUAAUGUAAUUGAUAUACAAAUGACACCAAAAUUAUUGGAAAAUAGUUUAAUAAAUGAGAUGUUUUUGAAAGAAAUUGAAAGAUUGACUAAAAUAACGGCACAAUAUUUAGUUAAUAACAACACAUUUUGGUUAUACGAUAAUUGUAUAUAUAUUUCAAUGGAUUAUUGCAUAAUGAGUCUGAAAGAAGCCAUCAAAUUGAAAGCACAGGUAUUUGAUAGACAAUCAACAGAUGAACCCAUGAAUUGUAUGGAGUAUUACAUUACGUGUGAAAUACUGUUAGAAGUGUUAGAAUGUGUCCGAUAUUUGCAUGAAUUGAAUCCACCGGUCAUUCAUCGCGACCUAAAACCCGACAACAUAUUGAUAGCACACGUCAUUAGAAACGGACGGUUCGUUAAGUUAUGUGAUUUGGGAUUAAUAACAGUUCACGAAAUGGUAUCACAGAGUCAUACGAAGGGUGUGGGAACUCCUAAAUAUAUGGCACCCGAAGUCAGAUUUGGUCGUAAAUAUGACACCAAAGCUGAUGUCUAUAGUAUUAGUUUUAUUAUUGAACAGUUGUUCGAUACGGAUGUCAAUGAUUCACGCGAUAAAUAUAUAUCACAUGAAUGGAGUGACAAAUAUUGUAAACUAUUGAAUGUUAUAAAACAUACGAUGCAACCGGUCUAUGAUGACAGACCUACCUGUUCUCAGAUCAUUGAACAGUACAAUGAAUGGGCUAUCGAUAGCACAGUUGUUACAAAUGAUAUCGAGUUUAAUGAAAAACUCCAACAAAUCAAACACAAGGAAUGGAAACUCCGUAUAGAAAACAUGGAUUCAGAGCCAGAAUUAUGGGCAUACCCAUUGACCGAGCAGCAAUCUACGGGUGCAGAACACUUAGCUACAUAA